AUGAAGUACGAUAGUCUGAAAAGUACCCCUUCUCAAGAUAUGCCCUUAUUUAAGAAACAUGAUAUAGAUCCAUCGUCAAUUAAUGUACAAAUUAACAAAGUGUCUUCAACAUCCCCAGAAAAACCUAUGAAUUCCACCAUGCAGUACGGUAGGCAAGAAAGUCUCGCUUCUGAAUUACGUGACGCACCUAGAGAACUGGAUGAGGAUCCAUCAUCAGUUAGUGUAAAGAAAUUCAUUUUAAAGUUUAUCUAUUUUUACAGCCGUGUCCAUAUCACACGAGCCACGCUUAAUCAACUGGGCGAUAAAUUCCAAGUCGAAAAUGGCGAAGGUGCAAGCAGGGAAAAUUAUCUGUCAGAUCAUAAAAUAGAAACGUUCCUUAUAGUACCACCAAAGCAAUUAUAA
Messenger RNA from Diabrotica balteata, 402 nucleotides. The record is from the annotation of a GenBank genome assembly. NCBI's taxonomy places the organism in Eukaryota, Metazoa, Arthropoda, Insecta, Coleoptera, Chrysomelidae.